Molecule: messenger RNA, 3521 nt
Organism: Schistocerca serialis cubense
Lineage: Eukaryota; Metazoa; Arthropoda; Insecta; Orthoptera; Acrididae
Product: DENN domain-containing protein 1A-like
Exons: 14
Coding region: 137-2884 (915 amino acids)
Biological process (GO): endocytic recycling; endocytosis
Cellular component (GO): intracellular membrane-bounded organelle; cytosol
Molecular function (GO): guanyl-nucleotide exchange factor activity; phosphatidylinositol phosphate binding
Source: RefSeq, a predicted model, not a curated record
UUGUUAUGUCUUCAGUCGGGCAUCUUUGAGCAAAAUGGGGGUGAAGAGUGUUUUCUGCAUGUGAUGGGAGUAUGUUGAUUAACAAAUGUACCUUGUCCAGCAGAAUGAGUGCGGAAUUUACUCAGCCUAACACACGAUGGGUUCACGAAUAAGGGACAACAUCAAACACUUGUUCCAGUGUUUCUGUGAAGUAGUUGCACCAAGAGGUGACAAAGAAGCAUGGAUAAUACAAAAGUUUCCUGACAGCUACAGAGAUGAAGAAGUGUUGAAAUCUGUUCCCAAGUUUGCAUACCCAUGUGAAUUUCGAAACACUGUUGUUCAACACUACUCAUUUGUUCUUACAAGCAUAGACUCAAAAUGGACAUUUGGCUUUUGUCGUCAUGAUCCAAAAACAGAGACUGCACUUGUGAUAUUAAGCUUUUUACCAUGGCAUGAAUCAUUUUAUAAAUUACUAAAUCAUGUAGCAGAAAUAACACACAAUUCUAACACAGAAGAGCUGUACAGAUUUUUAAAUGCAGUUUAUGAGGGUAAUGUACCUGAACCAGGGACUGUUAUGCAGGUGCCUUUUAAUAAUGGUGAAAGUAUUUUCAUCUGUAAGUGCCCAAACCAGUUUCAGCUGCCCAGUAUUCCAGAAAAUAGAAAUUUGACAGAAUACUACAGUGCUGUCGAUGGGCACAAUAUGAUGGUUAUAUUUGCCUCUAUGCUAUAUGAGCGUCGUAUCAUUUUCACUUCAAAAAAAUUAUCAAGACUGAGUGCCUGCGUGCAGUCUGCAAAUGCUGUGAUUUACCCAAUGAAUUGGCAACACAUAUUUAUCCCAGUUCUUCCAAUGGCACUAAUGGACUAUUUAUUUGCUCCAAUGCCUUACUUGAUAGGUGUACCUGAGCCAGUGUUGCAGCGUGUCAAAAGAAGUGAUCUUGGUGAAGUUAUUAUAUUGGAUGCUGACAGUAAUACUGUGGAGACACCUUUUGAAGACCUUGAGUCUCUCCCUGCUGAUGUGGUAAAUUCUUUAAAGAGGCAACUACGAAACCGAGCUGCUCUGUUGGGUGAUGGUGUGUCUCGAGCGUUCUUAAAAGCUCUUGUCCAGUUAAUCGGUGGCUAUAGAGAUGCAUUAAAGUUUCAGCAAGGCCAGAAGAUAACAUUUGAUCCUGAAGCAUUUAUUGAGUCUCGGCCAAUGAGUAUGCAACCAUUUUUGAGGAAGAUGUUACAGCUUCAGAUAUUUCAGCAGUUCAUAGAAGAAAGACUUGAUAUGCUCAAUAGUGGCCUUGGAUUUUCUGAUGAAUUUGAAAUGGAAGCGUGUAAUUAUUCUGGGAAGUCGAGUUCAAAACUGAAGCAGCAGUACAAAGAUUGGACAUCAACAAUGAAAAAAGAAGGAACUGCCUUUUUCAAGACUGUCAAGAGCAAGGCCAACCCAGCUAUGAAGUCAGCAGUGAAGACUGUAAGGGAACGAGGGAAAGAAGUUCGUACAGCAUACAAGGGAAUACGGUCAAAAUGGCGAGAUAGUCAGCCUCGUGACAGUUCCAGCAGUCAUGAAGGAGUUGAGUGUACAGAAGAAAGUAAUGGUAAACCCCGUUCAGCACCAACAUCACCAAUUAACAAAAGACGCCAGACAGUGCCAGGUUCCAAAGUUAAAGCCACUGUGUCCUAUAGAAGAGAAAGUAACUUGCAGAGGAAAAGGCCUCCAAGUGGAAACAGGACAAAACCGUACUGUGCUCUGAGCCCACUUUCUGACCAGAGUCCUUCUGAAGGAGGGCCAUCAGAAUUGAGCACCAGCCCACCAGCACAAGAUUUGACACCACUGGAUAUGAAUCUGAUGGGGGACCUUCAAGACAUUUUCAAAAAGUGUUCAGCCCUAACAGAUAUGACUGACGAUGUUUCCCCUCCAGUGGACAGAACAUUGAAGCCUGUACGAAGCCUUGAAAGUUUCAAGCACUCACCAGGAAGUGGCACAGAUUUGCUUUCAGUUCCUGUUCCCUUACCAAAGAAUCGCCCACCUGUCCAAAUAGUACCACAAACUAUAACCCCAGUGUCCUCCUGCACUAGCAGUAAUUCAUCAUCACCAGAAAAAACCUCUCCAGGCAACCACCUUUCACUGCUUCCUAAUACUGCUUGUACUUCAACUUUUGAUGGUAUUGGCUGUGAUUUAUUUGGUGCCACACCGUUUAUCAUAAAUGAUUCCUCACAUGAAGACUCACUAUUUGUAGUGGCUUCCACAUCUUCCAUAGAUAUGGUCAGGCUGCCUCCUCCAGCACAAACAUUCCGGAAUAAAAAGCCUGGUGCAGAAGCUGAUCUUAUACGUCUGGACUCUACACCCAGUGAUGAAGAUUUUGAUCCUCUGUUAUCAAGAGACCAAGGAGGUGAUAAUGGAAUUUCUUCAAGUGCUGGGAAUUUCCAACCAUCUUCACAGAAACAUAUCGCUCUUGAAGGCCUAACUAACCCUUUAUAUCCUUAUUUUGUUCCAUCAGCAAUGGAAAAAAGUCCUGUCCUUGAAAGUACACCACCACCAGCUGGCAACAGAAGCUUCCUUUACUCAGCAUCAACAGCACAUCUUUUAGCUGCUAACAGACUGCAGACAGGUCAAAGCACAUUUUUCUCAGCAGAUCCUAAAAAUAUUCAAAAGGCAACAAACUGUACUUUCAGUGCCCCCAGCCCAUCGUCAAAGACAUUCUCUCAAACAUCUGUCUCUGGAGCAGUAACAAGCAGUCAAGAUCUAGAUUUACUAAGAGAGUAUGGUUUAGACUUCAAUAACUUAAGCAUUCAGAAUGGCAACACAAAGCCUAAUUCAUCAAGUAAUGUACAGCAAUCAAAUAAUAUAUUUGAAAAUUUGGUUGAUCUUAGUGAUGCCACGUUAAAGAAAUCACAGACUCAAUGGACAAAAUUUGAUUAAAUCAAAUGGUGAGGCCUGAAUGUAUAUAUUAUAUAUUGCUCACUGGCCAGUGCAUUAUUAAUGAAAUGCUGGUAAACUUGCAAAAUGAGGGAUGAUGUAGUAUAUUUGUUAUGCGUGACUGAAUGAGAGAAUGAGUGAAAUUGCGCACACUUAUGCUAUACACAAGAAUCCUACUUUUUUUAAAAUUAAGAUGUCUUAAAUAAAAUAUUUAAAAAAAUAUUUAAAAUUAUUUGUGUGUGUGUGUGUGUGUGUGUGUGUGUGUGUGUGUGUGUGUGUGUGUGGGCGCAGUUGUGUCUCAAGGUUGGCAGCAGAAAGCAGAUGAUAAAGGCAACAUGUGAAUAAACUUGCUCUGCCAGGCCCCAUUUGGAAAAAAAAUGUUAUUCUUGUGUUUCAUUAUUUCUGCCUGAGAUAUAAAGUUACAGUUGAAAUGUUAAAAGUUGUCAGUUGUCACGUUGAACUGUAUAUUAAUGUUUGAACUGUUCUUUUGCAAAUAGUGCUGUAUUUGCAAUGAUUUUGAACUGAAAGAGCAUUAUACAUAUAAAAGCUAGUCAUCUGAAAAUAUUUUAAAAUGCAUAAACUUACUGAAAAAACUUAUUUGUGUCAUAUCAUUCAUUAAAUUAUUACACUGUAACUUGGA